Molecule: messenger RNA, 1217 nt
Organism: Diprion similis
Lineage: Eukaryota; Metazoa; Arthropoda; Insecta; Hymenoptera; Diprionidae
Gene: Prosalpha6
Product: proteasome subunit alpha type-1
Exons: 5
Coding region: 155-991 (278 amino acids)
Biological process (GO): ubiquitin-dependent protein catabolic process
Cellular component (GO): proteasome core complex, alpha-subunit complex; proteasome core complex; nucleus
Source: RefSeq, a predicted model, not a curated record
CACCAGUAUCUGCUCUGCAUUAACACUGUCAUUCGGGGUCUCAUUCAUGGACGCUUGAUGACAGUUUACUUUGCGGCACAUUAUUUCUUUUUACGUUGAUUGAAAGAAUAGUGAAUUUACCGAGUCCCAUACUAUUCUGGAUCAUUGAGUGAAAAUGUUCCGAAAUCAGUACGACAGCGACGUGACGGUAUGGAGUCCUCAAGGGAGGUUGCAUCAGGUAGAAUAUGCCAUGGAAGCGGUCAAACAGGGUUCGGCAACAGUUGGGCUUAAGAAUAAGACGCAUGCCGUACUGAUUGCUUUGAAGAGGGCUUCUUCCGAACUCUCUGCUUAUCAAGAGAAGAUUAUUCCAAUCGACAAUCACAUGGGCAUCACUCUUGCUGGCCUCACUGCAGAUGCUAGAAUGCUAAGCCGAUACAUGCGAACUGAAUGUUUAAACUACAAAUACUCGCAUGACUCGGUAUUACCUGUGAGUCGGCUCAUCUCUGCCCUUGGUAAUAAGAUGCAAACGUGUACUCAAAGGUACGAUCGACGCCCGUAUGGAGUAGGACUCCUUGUUGCUGGAUACGAUGAUCAAGGCCCACACAUUUUUCAAACAUGUCCAUCGGCCAACUAUUUCAAUUGCAAAGCUAUGGCACUGGGGUCACGUUCUCAGAGUGCUCGUACAUAUCUUGAGAAGCAUCUGAACGAAUUCCCAAGUUGUGAUCUUGACGAGAUUGUCAAACAUGGACUUAGAGCUUUGCGUGACACAUUACCCAAUGAAGUAGAUCUCACAGUGAAGAAUGUAUCGAUUGGUAUCGUGGGAAAGGAUGUGCCGUUUAAAAUUCUUGAUGAAUCUGCUACGGCAAUUUACUUGUCAGAAAUUGAAGGAGAUGAGAAACGGUCUAGAGGUCCUGGUGGCGCUGCAGAACAGGACAGUCAACCACCUCAGCCUCCACCUGCUGACAAAGGGCCCCAAGAUCCCCAGCCAGCUGUUGCAAUGGACACGGAAUGAAUUACGUUGCUAUGUGAAUACUUUCUUAUUUCAGUUGCAAUAAAAAAAUGUUAUUAAUUACACAGGAAUGAAAUCGUUUUCUCCGUUGGCAGCAAGUUUUGUCAUCUUUAUGAUAGCUUGAUAUCAAUCUUGUUGUUAAACUGAAAAUUGUAUUGAAGAUAUAGCAACAUUUAUUUGAAUAAGCUUUUGUAAUAACAUAAUUAGGAAAUAAAAUGGUAUAUUUCCA